Aquila chrysaetos chrysaetos is the source of this 1613-nucleotide messenger RNA. Its product is annotated as cysteine-rich venom protein piscivorin-like. Lineage: Eukaryota; Metazoa; Chordata; Aves; Accipitriformes; Accipitridae. The transcript has 8 exons. The record is from RefSeq and is a predicted model, not a curated record. The coding region runs from base 104 to 715 and encodes 203 amino acids. Gene Ontology annotation, cellular component: extracellular region.
AAAUAGAAGAGCUAUAAAUCACCCUCCAGUGAAGAACCCCGGACACUUCCACAACCACCUGAAGAAGGACGGAAGAAACUUCUGAUCUUUCUGGAAACAAAAGAUGAUUCUGCCAGUGGUGUUCCUGUGUCUCACAGCUGUGCUGCCUCCAUCCACUGGAGAGGAACCUGAAGGUUUCGAUGCUCUGUCAACUAGCAAAGCAAGUCAGCAAAAGCUGAUUGUUGACGGACAUAAUACCCUCAGGAGAGGAGUGAAACCAACUGCCAGCAACAUGUUGAAGAUGGAAUGGUGUCCUCCAGCUGCAAAGAAUGCCCAAGAAUGGGCCAAUCAGUGUACUUUGAGUCACAGUCCUGGUAACAUGCGGAGAACCACUGUACAAUGUGGUGAAAAUCUCUUCAUGUCAUCCGCCCCUUUCCCAUGGUCAGAUGUUAUUGACGCCUGGUACAACGAGAAGAAAGAUUUCAAAUAUGGAACUGGAGCAAAAACACAAGGUGCUGUGAUUGGCCAUUACACUCAGAUGGUUUGGCACAAUUCUUAUCAAAUUGGAUGCGCUGUUGCUUUCUGUCCCAACAGUAAAUACAAAUACUUUUAUGUCUGCCAGUACUGUCCCAUGGGGAAUCUACAAAGUUCAAUUCAGACACCCUACAAAGAAGGAGAACCCUGUGGUGAUUGCCCUAAUGCUUGUGAGAACGGAUUAUGCACCUUAGAAGUUUGAAUAUGUUUAUUCCAACUACCUUGGCAAAGUCUCCUGGAUGUACCCAUAGCUUCGUCAAGUUCACUGCUCUGCUUCCUGGCAAUGAAAAAGUGAAAUAAAAUAAAAGGCUCAACUUUUCCCUCCUGGACAUCCAUCUCCUUAGUGACUUCUUUCACAAAACCAGAUUCCAUCCUGCCUCUCCACAUUUGCAGAAGGACUAACUUCAGUCCAGUGACACACAAGAAAAAGCUGUAGGAGGAUGUAUAUAUUCUAUUCGUAUAAUGGUCUCGAACAUAGUGGAGAUCUUAAUUGAAAUUUGGCAUUUGGGUACCAGAUAUAUUUAAUGAUUAGCUUCUCACAUCUUUUUUUUCCCCAAAAUGUUAUCUAAGGAGCAUUGUUUAAAGUUCUGUGGUUCCAUAUGUUUCAUAUGUUCUCAGCAUAGAUGGGUAGUCCUUGGUCAUGCAACUAGUCUUAACUCGAUCAACCUUUAAACUACUGCACUGUUAACAAGACCAGAAGAUAUACAGGAUUGCUUGAAAUAUGUAGUUCUCAAAAGGAAUUAGGAGAGCAGAGCAGUUUCCACUAGAACUGUUCCUGUUUAGAAUCUUUGUCUUUUGCUGACAUACAUUCUACCGUAAAACACUCAGUCGUAAAAAAAAAAACUGGAGUUCAUUUAAUUAAUGAUCCUGUUUAUACUAUAAGAUUGCACUUACCAUAAAUACAGGUAACUAAAUCUGCCUUCUAAUGAAGAAGAACUGUCUGAGAAAAGGGCUUAAUUCACAAUAAUAGAUAGCGAAGGGCGAAGGUCCCUGCAUUUGGAAACUUUGCUUUUAAUAAUAAGCAGAGGUGUCUUUCAAAAUUAUUUUUUUUAAUAUCUGCUUUUGCUGCAUCAAUCAUUAAAUUACUCAUUCUUCUCUGA